Molecule: messenger RNA, 7645 nt
Organism: Gambusia affinis (western mosquitofish)
Lineage: Eukaryota; Metazoa; Chordata; Actinopteri; Cyprinodontiformes; Poeciliidae
Product: neurabin-2-like
Exons: 15
Coding region: 243-2831 (862 amino acids)
Biological process (GO): neuron projection development; actin filament organization; calcium-mediated signaling
Cellular component (GO): dendrite; postsynaptic density; cytoplasm
Molecular function (GO): actin filament binding
Source: RefSeq, a predicted model, not a curated record
GGGGAGAAAGGGAUGGAGGAAAACAGAUGAUGAGCGAAAGGAGGAGGAGGAGCAGAGAGGAGGCAGGCACUCACAGCGACAACAGCAGGACAAUGGACCGUCUCCGCUCCAGAUUAUAACGGACACCGGGUUUGCUCCAACUAACUGGAUUACCAGGAGGCGAACGUAAAGCAGCACCAGGAUGUGGCCCCCUUUAUUCCUGUUAGUCUGCCGUUCACCCAGGGGCUUUUGACUUACCAAAAAUGAUGAAGACUGAACCCCCAACGGCCACAGGGGGCAACGGGGCCUCUGGUGGGAACAACGGGGGUUCCAACCUGCGGAGUCCCUCGCCUCACCGCAAUGCCUACGAGGCAGGGCUGGCGGCUCUGAAGAAGGCCACCGACCAUCUCAACAAUGCCGCCAAUGGAGCUCCAAACCCCGGCUCCAAACCUCCCCUCCUCCCCCGCCCGACUGGAAGGGGCAAGCAGUACGGAUCCAACGUCCACCGCAUCAAGAACAUGUUUAUGCAGAUGCAGUCUCCAGGUGAUGAAGAGGAUGGUGCCAAAAUGUUAGGUAAGGAAGAGGCUCUGAAACUAUCAAUUCCAAGGGCCUCAAGUCUCAACGAGAAUGUCAACCACAGCGCCUUGCUGAAACUUGGAGAUUCAGUCUCAGAGAGAGUCAACAGGUUUGACUCUAAAACAGGAUCAGAAGGUGGAAACUCAUCUGUUGGUCUGUCCAAGCUCCAGGAAACCAGGAGAAUCUUUGAACAACGAACUCUACAGGAGAAGCAAGCAGCUACCAACCGCAUCUUGCUGAAAAAGGAGCGUGCUUCGGGCUUUCAGGACAGCCGUCUAGACGUCGUGGCCCGCUUUAACGGGUCAACAGAAGCUCUAGACCGACUGGACGAUCCUCCAGUGCCCCGUCCUGUUCCGUCCGCUGCGGCUUCAGUUGGCCCGAGUGAGGCGGUCAGCCCCACUGUGAGCCAACUCAGCGCGGCGUUUGAAAAGGGCGACGUGCGAAACAACCUCUACCUCCCCCAGCGUCGGUCAGCCCCUGCCUUAGCGCCAAAACCCAAACCUCCAGCUAAAGGAGAUGCAACUGAAAAAAAGGCACAUUCUGUUGGUAAGGAGGCCAAAAAGGAGCUAACAUCAGAAUCAACAAACACCACGGCAGCUCUGCCACCGGAAGCAGCAGGUUCUGUACAAAGGAGCACUGCAGGACAGGCUACCUGCCAAGAAAACGAUGGGUUUGGACUGUCAUUAGACCAUCACUUAAACUCAUCGACGCCUUCAAUUACAGUGACUGUAACGUCUGCCUCAUUUGAGGCAAAACCCGAGUCCCAGUUGGAAGGAAGCGAAGAAACAGAUUCAACUAUGGUGGAGUCGGAGGCCAAAGAAAAGGACGUGUCCAAUGAGGCAACCGGAGGGACGUUGGUGCAAGCAGAGGUUCACGCUUCACUAGAAAAGAAAGAGAAAGAACCUCCGCCUUCCUCCGCUGAGAAAGAAGACUCUGAAUGGAUGGCAGCAGAAGAGGACGAGAACGACGAGGACGGCUCACGCAGGGAGGAUUACUCGGAGGGAGAUCUAGUAGAAAUCAGUGCUUACAGCGGAAUCGGCGAGGAGGAUUCAGGAGGAAGCCAGCUGGACGAUGAGGAUGACGAAGAAGACGAGGAGCCGUAUCAGCCAGAGAGCAGUUGCUCUGAGAUGCCCGGUCUCCCCGAAGAAGAGGAGGCCCCGCCUCCCAGCAGAAAAAUUUGCUUCAGCACAGACCCAAUCAAGGUCUUCACCACCUACUCUAAUGAAGACUACGACCGGCGCAAUGACGACGUUGACCCCAUGGCUGCCUCGGCCGAGUAUGAGCUUGAAAAGAGAGUCGAGAAGCUGGAUUUGUUUCCCGUCGAGCUGGAGAAAGACAGCGACGGCCUCGGGAUCAGUAUCAUUGGCAUGGGAGCAGGAGCGGACAUGGGCCUGGAGAAGCUGGGGAUCUUCGUUAAAACUGUCACGGAGGGUGGAGCUGCUCACAGAGACGGCAGGAUCCAGGUGAACGAUUUGAUAGUGGAGGUUGAUGGGACCAGUCUGGUUGGCGUCACCCAGAGCUUCGCCGCCUCUGUCCUCCGCAACACAUCAGGCACAGUCAAGUUUGUUAUUGGCAGGGAAAAGCCGGGGGAGCAAAGCGAAGUGGCUCAGCUGAUCCAGCAGACUCUGGAGCAGGAGAGAUGGCAGAGAGAGAUGAUGGAGCAGAGAUACAAACAGUACAUGGACGACGACGAAGAGACUGGCGAAUACGCUACAGACGAGGAGGAGGAGAUGAGCCCGAUGUUUCCGAACUCCAUCGAAGUUUUUGACCUGGCGGAGAACCAGGACACCUUGUCUCCUGUAGAGCUUGAUCCUGAGAAGCUAACCCACAAAUUCAAGGAGCUCCAGAUUAAACAUGCGGUUACGCAGGCAGAGAUCCAGCUGUUAAAGAGGAAGCUGGCUCAUGCGGAGCAGGAUAAGUUGCGUUGGCGGAUGGAGCGCGCUCAGUUGGAGCAAAACAUCAGAGACAGCAAGGAGAGGAUGGAGAAGCUCGAGGGCUACUGGAUGGAGGCACAAUCCCUGUGUAAGGCUGUGGAUGAACACCUGAAAGAAACCCAGGCCCAGUAUCAAACCCUAGAGAGGAAAUACAACAAAGCCAAGAGAAUGAUUAAAGAAUACCAGCAAAAGGAAGUCGAGUACCUGAAGAAGGAGACCGCUCAGCGGCUUGCACAAGAAGAGAGUGAGGCGACACACAAAGAAGAAACAGACAACCUGCAGGAAAAGAUUACAGACCUGGAGACCAAAGUGGAUGCCUUGAAGAGCCCUUCACCACCCUAAGCUGCUGCUGAGUCCUACCUCCUAUCUGUGACCAGAAGAGGGGGUCCUCAGCCUUCAUUCAGACCAGGGCCACAUUAAAUCCCAACUACCCAUCUGCUGCACGGACAGACCUGUUAAAAAAACUAAAAGCGGCAAUCGUAAAAGAGAGGCUGAGGAGGACGCCGCUCCUCAUCCCCUCCCAGAAUGCACCACCUGUAAUAACCGGAAUCCUCCUCUUGUGUGUCUUCCUGUCAACCAGCUUGGCAAUCAACUAAAAUAACAAUCACUUGACUUGUACCCCGUCUGUGGAUUUUUUCCCCCUCUCGUCAUCAAUGGUAUCUUUCCAGGUUCUAAUUAUAAUUCAACUGACUUCGUUUAAAACAAACAAAAAAAAAAAAAGGAAAAAAAAAAGCGCUUUUAAUACCCAGGCUCGUCACAAAGUGCUUUAUAGACGGUGGGCAUGAAUGCAGAACAAAACGGAUCAGAGGACAAAUGAUUGUUGCUUUUUAAACUCAGUGAACCACGAGUUUGCUUCUUUUUUUUUUCCUCACAAAGAGGACAAGUUGUUCUUCUGUUUGUUGGCGUCGAUCAAUGGACUCAACGACUACUGAGACGAAGAGCGGUGGACCUGGCCGAUGACCAGACAAGAAAUCCUGAUAGGGAACACAAUGUUUAAAAGGAAAAAGCCAACAGAACGCUGGUAGUUAAGUAAUAAAUAGAAUUCUAAAAAAAAAUAAAUAAAAAAACUGAAAGACGUUUCUCAUCCAAGCCUGUGAAACUGCAGAGAGCCUUGGAAACCCAUGUCUGUGGUUUCCCUCCUUCAGCUGACAGUGUGUCUACCAUAAAGUCUGAAUGGCGGAGGUGUAUAUACUCUCUACUCGUUUAUUUAAAAGCUCUUAACUAGCUUAGGCGGGUUGGUUGGAUCUAGUAGAUCAGAACGAGGCAGUGUCAUGAGUGAAUGAUGCUUCAUAUUGCUCAGUUUCAUCUCUUUUUUUAAAAUCUACAUCAGUGGCAAACAGGGUGUAAGCAUUCUAUUCUGUGCGGGUGGAGCUUCUCAUGUUGUGUGCUGUCGGUGUCUGCGAUAUCUGUGGGCUUUACAGGCGAGCCGAAGCUUCAGCUCUAAGUUCUUUUACGUAAGACGGGUUUUUUUUAGCUGGGUUUCAGAAUGCCAAGUGCAGUGACAUUCUGAAGCUGCGUUUCCAGUAAAAUGUGCAUAAAACUUUGUUGACAUUGUUCCGUCAAUGUUAAAAAAAACCUAUUUCUCAAAGUGUUUCUAGUAAAUAAGAAACGCAAUUUAAAUCACAGGUUCUUCUUCUUCUUAAUUGUGGUCGGCAAGUAAUCACACAUUAAUAAAUUUGUUCACGUGGCAAUUUGUUAAAAAACCUUCCUGUUGUCUUCUUCGUCUUUUCCGCCAGGAGUAACGUCCGGCUGUUGACCACAUGACUCCUGUGAUGCGGAGAAAAAGUGUUUUUACCGUCAGACUGAAAAACCACUUCAUCCUAAAGCAAAAGUUUUUUUUUCUUUUCCUUUUUCCGAAAUUGCAGUGUUUUCAUUUCGCAAUUCCAAUUUGCGCAAUUUUACAGUCGAUGGAAAUGCAGCUUUAGACUGUUGUGUGACGCAUUAAUGGUGAUAUUUUCUUCCAGGUUUGGAUUUAAGAUGCUCCAAACGUUUCGGAGUCUGACAAUUGUUUUAAGAACAAAUGAUUGGUUGUGGGGGGAAAAACGUUCGACAUUAAGUGUCCACACCCUGUUAUAGGAUCAGGCUUUUGUGUUUUGAACAAAACAAAAUCAACAAAAUUAUUGAACAAUAUUCUCCUGUACUGUUUUUACUGACUUCUACAAAGCUGCUUAAAUCUAGUUUUUUUAAAGUCAUAAAAGUAUUCUGAUUCUUAAGAUAAAAAUGAAAAUGAAAUGAAAGUGUUCUGGUAGGGGAUCAGUAGAUUAUCUUCAGUCUUUAUUUGAUGUAAUGACAAAACCCCAUAUAAGCAAAAAGAGCAAUAAUUAGAUCUUGAUACUUUUAGAACUAACAUGUUUAUUUGAUACUUUGUGUUAAACGGGUUUUAAAAAAAACCCUUAUUCAAAAACUAUUAAAUACCAACAACCCAAAUAAGUCCCUUAUAAGAAGAAGCCUAUUGUGAGCCCACAUAGUAGUUGGUCCCACACUGACUUUAGUUGGGUUUUUGGUGUUCUAGAGCUCUAUCAAGGUUUAUAAACUGUCAAUAUCUUACCUGCAAUAGAUUAUUCUUUUAGCUUAUGGACUUUGAUGAAAGAGAAAGCCGAGUUAGUAGAAGUUGACCCAAAAGCAAAGCAAAUUUCUACUAUAAUAAAACAAUUUCCAUCUUAGAAAUGUUACAGUUGUUCAUUGGAAAGUUAUUUUUGCAGGUUUGCUAAUUCUAAAAAUAAAUCUUCAGUUAUUUACAGGGCAUUCUGGGUAUGUUAACCCAGGUGACUUGCUUAUUGUUAAACGGAGUAUGUUACGAUAAGUUCGUCCAAGAAACUGUAAUGCAAAAUUAUAAGAAUAACAUAAUUUUAUUGAUCAUCUGAUUAAUUUUUUUAAAUAUAUGUUUAAACUUUAUGAAAAGAACUCAGGUGUUCAUUUCAGGGACACUUGAGAUAGUUUCUUUUGCUUUUCACGUUACAUUCUGACAGAUCCAACUUGUUUGCUUGUUGAAAAUAAUUGACUUAUGUAAAUUACCAUAAGAAGUUAAGAUGACUGCUGAGAUCCCCUCAACAAAACCUACUCUGAAAAUCUAUACUAUCCCUUUUGAAUUUCAUUUACAUUUUUGAUAACAGUGUUAAAAAUGUCAAAUUCAUUACAAUUUUUGAAAACAGACUUGAAUAUACUGUUGAACUUUUAGUAUGAAAGACCGUUUGAAAUUGUACCUCCAAAAAUUUACACCCAAAAAGGUGAAUUGAUUUACUGAACAUGUAACGUGUCACUGCCCUGAGUGCAGAAUAGUUCAAUUCUGUAAAGUUUAUAUUUCAGCAUGCCAUGUUGAUUUUCUGCAUGUAACUGUACUUAGCUAGCCUGUAGGUUGCUACAAGACAAACAUGCCAGUAGCGAAUGAUUUCAUUCUAACAAACUUUUGUAAGGGUAAAAAACUGUAGCUCUCACAAAAAUAACAUCUAACAGUUACUUUACCUUCACAUUUAAUUUAGUAUAUGCUCUUACCCAUCAGCUAGCAAAACCUUAUUGUGUAAAUGGGCAACUAAAAAAUCACUUUUUGAAUGUGUGUCCUUAUCCUUUAGCUAGUAACACCUUAUGGUAACAGGCUUUUUUUAAACAUUCAUAUUUGAAACACUAAUUGCCCUUAACCACUAGCUGGUAAAAACCUAUGCUAACGGACGUCUAAAUAUUACAUUAUAUUUAUAUUUGAACACAUAUCAGUACGUGUAAACCGUUAGCUAGUAAAACCUAGCAAAGGUUUAGCUUAAUUUCUAAAGCUUUAUUUGCUUUAGAAAUUAAGCUAACAGGGCAUAGUGGUUUAACUUCUGGGUGACAUUAGGGUGGGGACACUUGAACAUGAUAAAGCACCAAGUUUAUUAUCCAGAAAAUUCUGUGCAUGUAAACAAACGUUAGCCAAAAAUUAGAUGCUCCCUGUGCCAGUAUUCAGCCUACAGAGUUUGAGUCAGUGACAGCUGCCUAAAAUAGGGAGAUAAGAUCUCUUAGGGGCAUUUUGAUGGUGUAUCAAAUUUAUUGUCAUGGUGGUUCAAAAAUAAAUCAUGUCUUUGCUCUGGUAAAUGCUAAAAGACGCUAGGAAUGUUUGGAAUGUGAGUCACUUUGCUUUUUAAAUGCUGAGAAUAGACUAAUCGGCCUUGUCACACUGCUGUUACAGUAUUCUGUAUGUUUUUACAAUUAUAUAUUUAACUGUUCAGUUAUUAAUGGUGUCCACUGGAGAUUAGUUAUUUGUGUGGAUGGUCUAAACGGUGCUUUAGGACAGUAUAAAAGCUGUAUAGAUUGAGUUGCUGUUGUCACCGAGAGCAGCAGGUUUUUUUUGUCUCUUAUUUGUUUGAAUUCAUUCAUGAAUGCGUUUAUUGAGACAGUGCAGCUUGCUGGCAAGCUCUGAUUAGGACACAUUACUGUUAGUACAGUAAGAAAUUGAACUGGGCCCAUGUUGUUUUGGUUAGAAAUUAAUUAAAUAUGUAGUUUCUUUUCGUUUUACAUCCAGAAAAAUGUCUGUCUUAAAGGAGUUCUCAUCUUCAAAAAUCUUACAAUACAAAUAUCAAAUACACAUGUUUACAUUAUAUCCUCACAGUACAUGUUUUAUUAGUAUUUCUAUGUUCAGACUGUAGGUGUCAUGAUUAAGCAAUGAACAUUUGGCCGAAUUUAGAAUAAACUGGACUAUGAGCUUCAUAUUUUUGUUUGAAAACAUUUUUGUUAAGAACUCCAGCCUGCUGUAUACGCCGUACACAAUUCAGAUUUUGUAACCAUUUACAUUUAAGAAACCUGCAGUACGUUUAAACCGGAAGUCGAACUGGAAGGGAACAAGCUUGUUUGAAAGACUUUUUGUUUGUUUUUAAAAGAAAGAAAAAUCAGCCAUAAGCAACUCACUUGAGUCCUAUUAUGUCUUUAGUAUUUUUAUUACAGUUUCAUCUCUAUUUUGAACUAAUGUGAGCUGUACAAUAGCUGUUGUAUCACCAAAACCGUGGUCACUUUGGGUUUGCCGUCUAAACACAGAAAGUGAUCAGUCUGCCUUUUAAUGAUGUAUUAGUUAACAUGCUGCUUUUGCCUCUAUGACGCCUUUACAUGUGUUUUACCUAAUGCUGUCGGCCAUUACUCCAUUGUCUACCCAUUGCUCAUGUCUGCAUUGAAAACAAUAAACUGAAGAAAAUGAA